This is a messenger RNA of Zygosaccharomyces rouxii, 933 nucleotides long. It is a transcript of the gene RPP0, whose product is annotated as 60S ribosomal protein uL10. Gene Ontology annotation, biological process: ribosome biogenesis; ribosomal large subunit assembly; cytoplasmic translation. Gene Ontology annotation, molecular function: large ribosomal subunit rRNA binding; structural constituent of ribosome. NCBI's taxonomy places the organism in Eukaryota, Fungi, Ascomycota, Saccharomycetes, Saccharomycetales, Saccharomycetaceae. The record is from RefSeq and is a predicted model, not a curated record. The transcript has a single exon. Bases 1 to 933 code for a protein of 310 amino acids. Gene Ontology annotation, cellular component: cytosolic large ribosomal subunit.
AUGGGAGGCAUUCGUGAAAAGAAAGUUGAAUACUUCAGCAAAUUGAGAGAAUACUUGGAAGAGUACAAGUCCAUCUUCGUCGUCGGUGUGGACAAUGUCUCCUCUCAACAAAUGCACCAAGUUAGAAGAGCCCUAAGAGGCAGAGGUGUUAUCUUGAUGGGUAAGAACACUAUGGUUAGAAGAGCCGUCAGAGGUUUCCUUUCUGAAUUGCCACAAUACGAAAAAUUGUUGCCAUUCGUUAAGGGUAACGUUGGUUUCGUCUUCACCAACGAUUCCUUGAAGGACAUCAAGGAAGUUAUUGUCGCCAACAAGGUUGCUGCUCCAGCUAGAGCUGGUGCCAUUGCUCCAGGUGACAUCUGGGUUACUGCCAUGAACACUGGUAUGGAACCUGGUAAGACUUCUUUCUUCCAAGCUCUAGGUGUCCCAACCAAGAUUGCUAGAGGUACCAUUGAAAUUUCUUCCGAUGUUAAGGUCGUUGAAGCUGGUAACAGAGUCGGUCCAUCUGAAGCUGCCUUGUUGAACUUGUUGAACAUCUCUCCAUUCACUUUCGGUUUGGUUAUCACUCAAGUUUACGACGAUGGUCAAAUCUUCCCAGCUUCCAUCUUGGAUAUCACUGAUGAAGAAUUGGUUGGUCACUUCGUUUCUGCUGUCACCACCAUUGCUUCCGUUUCCUUGGCUGUUGGUUACCCAACCUUGCCAUCUGUCGGUCACAGCAUCAUCAACUCCUACAAGGACUUGUUGGCCGUUGCUGUUGCUUCCAAAUACAUCUACCCAGAGAUUGAGGAAUUGCAAGACAGAGUCGAAAACCCAGAAAAAUACGCCUCUGCUGCUCCAGCUGCUCCAGCCGCUGGUGCUCCAGCUGAAGAAGAAGCUAAGCCAGCUGAAGAAGAAGAAGAGAGUGACGAUGACAUGGGUAUGGGUCUAUUCGAUUAA